This is a messenger RNA of Prosopis cineraria, 786 nucleotides long. RefSeq names its product chaperone protein dnaJ 11, chloroplastic-like. The record is from RefSeq and is a predicted model, not a curated record. Lineage: Eukaryota; Viridiplantae; Streptophyta; Magnoliopsida; Fabales; Fabaceae. The coding region runs from base 77 to 562 and encodes 161 amino acids. The transcript has a single exon.
CACUUCAUUUGCGUUGCCAAGUUCACACCGAAAGCCUACUACUCUUAGAAAUAUUCUUCCGAUUAUACCCUUCUCAAUGUCCCUAACCCUCAACCUCCCCCUUCCCGCCGGCCAAUCACUCCGUUCUUCCUCAUACCCCGCCGCAUCCCUCAGAUUUCUCCGGCGUCUACCUGUAAAGUCCUCAAAGAAGUGCAGAGCUUCGAUCGGCGCUGUUGCGACGGAGGCCGAUCCGGCGGUGAUCGAUUCCCGGCGGUCAUUGAGUCUAUACGAGGUGCUCCGAGUCAACCAGAAUGCGUCUCCGACGGAAAUCAAGUCGGCGUAUAGGAGUUUGGCCAAGCUUUACCACCCUGAUUCCGCCGUGCGCCGAUCGGAAUCCGACGGAAGGGACUUCAUCGCGAUCCACAACGCCUAUGAGACGCUCUCCGAUCCAUCGGCUAGGGCACUGUAUGAUCUCUCGUUGAAGGCCGCUCGCCGUAGAAGGCGUCCAAAUCUGUCGUCGGUGCGAGAUCGCUCUUCCGGGUUCUAUACGACCCGAAGAUGGGAAACGGAUCAAUGCUGGUAGAGAUGUUUGCAUUUGCGUCAACAGAUUAAUUGUGAAAUUUUGAUUAGGAUAGAAAAUGAUUGGAAAACAAAAUGUGGAUUGAAACAUUAGGCAUUUGGGUGAUGAGUGGUUUCCAGAAUGCACAGAAGAUUCAUGAUGAUGCUUUGAGGAAGGAGAGGGAAAAAUUCAUGUUACUGAUGUUCCAAUGUAAAUGUUUUUUUAUGUUAUAAAUUUUACAUGUUUAA